Molecule: messenger RNA, 1842 nt
Organism: Penicillium daleae
Lineage: Eukaryota; Fungi; Ascomycota; Eurotiomycetes; Eurotiales; Aspergillaceae
Product: DNA helicase ZGRF1-like domain-containing protein
Exons: 1
Coding region: 1-1842 (613 amino acids)
Biological process (GO): double-strand break repair
Cellular component (GO): nucleus; site of double-strand break
Source: RefSeq, a predicted model, not a curated record
AUGACCGCGCCAGCAUCCUCCACACCGCGAGGCACAGCCCCGACCUCCUCCGCGUCUGUGCCCGCGUCCUCGUCCCCGCUCACCGCGUCCGUGAUCAAGUUUCGCUGUCUCUACACCCAUGACCUGCGCCGAAAGUCUAAACGCUGGCAGGAUGGCUAUCUUCGAUAUCAUGCGUUUAACAAACGCGUCAUGGUCUACGAUGAAACCGGGAACUACAUUGGCGAUCAUCACUGGCGGUGCAACGAUGAAGUACAAGACGGUGACGAGAUGGAGCUGGAUAAGGGGGCGUUGAUUCAAGUUGGCGAGCGCAUGGGGACGACUCAAACGGAUCUUUCCAAUCUAUUCGAGAAGCGCAAAUCUAGUCAGGGUUCCCCGCAGGCGACUGAUGGCGCAUCUCAGACACCGCGUGCCUCGGCGCCUGUCCGGUCCUCAGGCUCAUCGCAGCCAUUUCGUUCAUUGAACGAGCUGUUGGGGAUUAAGAAGACCCCAAUCGGUCAUUUGGUCUCACCAUAUGAAGAACUACACCCUCCGACCCCGGCUGCAAAAAUCCCCGAAUCAUCUGAACGAACACCGAAACGGCAAAAGAUUUCAUCUACCGUUCGCUCGAUAGAGAAGGCGCCUGUGAACGAGCGGAACACCCAGUCGCAGGUCGUAGAUCUGACUGAUCAAGAAGAUGAGUCUUCGGUGAUAAGAGCGCCGAAUUUUGAUCAUGGCCGAAAACCUCCACGGGAAUCACACCGGCAACCAGCAUUGCCUAAGAACGACCUGGGACUGAACAGUCAACCUUCAUCCAUGAUUGGAUCCCGAAAUAUACAACAGCCGGCUAUUUCAGCGAGAUCUGCCACCCAGAUAUUCGUUAAACCUGUUCUCCCAACAUCGGGCUUAUCGAAGAGCCAUCCUUCCAAGUCCGUGCCGCCUGUCGCUUCCAAAGAAGUGCGAAAUGAACAGUUCGAAGCCCGUAGAAGUGCGAACAUUGCAGUCAAACCGACACCACGGCCAUCCCAACGAGAGGCACCGCGAAAGGCGCCAGAAUUGACGAACCCAACGCGACCUGAUUCCCCAACAUUUGUAAAACCGGCCUUGCCUUCCUCAUUGGAACGACGGAAAAGCCGAUCGCCACGGCCACCGUCUGCAGCACCCAAAGACGGGCAAGCCGGACUGUCUGAAGCUCGAAAGCCUGCGAGUGGUGCCGUUCCACACGCGGAUAGGUCAACGCCGGACAAAGUGCCCAAGGGUCCUGUCAAUACUCUGCGUAUGGCGACUGAAAAACCACGUCGGAAGUUGAUGUACAGCGCCCUUCUACCCGGCGAUGCAUCGCAGAGAUCAGCACCGGCACUAUCCUCAUCGUCGGGACCUUCGAGCCGGAGUCAACCAAUAAUCAAAUCCGCGGAGUCUCAGUCAGUACGUACCCAAAAGAGGCUGGCGAUUAGCUUGCUAAUAUCCUCAUUUAGACCAGAUACCGCUCCUCUUCAGGAGAUUGAGUCUACGAAUGCAGAGUUCAUGCCUUCCGACUCAACCCAAUUUAUCCUGGAAGAGAUGAUAACCCCAAUUCUGGAAACCGGUCUCGCGCAAAAGACAACUGUUCCUCCAAGUGCUCACCAAAAUCCUCUAUUGUCCCGAAAUCUACCAGCGAAGAGAGCUCUUGACGCGCCCUUGCGCAAAUCACUCUCAGAUCCUACUGCUUUGACAACCGUCCAGACCCGUCCAACGUUGAGCCGGAGCGCAUUGAGUGCAGUUCCUGAGCAACACGAGCCUGUCGAAGAAGGGCCCUGGACGUCCGAGGCAUUGGACUUGUUUGACUUCUGGCCGCCUGGGCGGCCGAAACCCUGCUCCGCAGAGUAA